GGUGUGUGGACCUGUUCGGACGUGUUUUGUCCGGCAGGAAAAAUUUUUGAAAAUAUUGCGACUUAGUUUCCACUUAAACUUUUGGUAUUUCCGUUCAGACUUCGCUACGCUAACAGUGUUCCAGACUUUGUAUAACAGUGGCAAAUACUGGCCGUAUUGUCCUCUGAAAAGAGGCAGGAGCCAACGAAAGAAGAAGAAGAGUCGCUGACGUUGCUUGUUAUCCACGACCGGACGAGCUAACCUCUCGGCGCAGCUGACAUCUACAAUUCUUGGGCGCACCUUGAACCACAGGAAACCGGGGGACCAGGGGCAAUACUGUGGUGAGGUACUUUUGUUCGGUUUCGAAGUCAUUCCAAGUCAUUUGGAGCAAUUCGGAGUGCGAAUUCACGCGAGGAGGACCAGGAGUCCGUCUGUUAUUGGACGUCGCGAGAGGUCUCCGAUGACGUGACGGCGACGCGCGGUGAUCGAUAGCAUCCCCGCGCGCCCCUGCGACGUCACCGAGGCGAUAUAUCGUGUCUCCGUCCGAAUCGCCACCGGGCUGCUACGUCUCGCGGUUCUAAGUAGAUUAGGCGAUUAACGUUUGCCCUUUGACUGACAGCGAACUGCGCCGUGUGCAUCGGAUGCCGGGCGGCUCCCCCGACCUCGCGCACGACGCCCGGCAGCAUGUCCAACACGACGAAUUUGACGUUCACCUGCGUCAAUGAUCUCCUGCAAAAGGCCAAGAUCAAUUUUGCGGGUAAGGAGCCGCGCAACGUGUACCAGAGGCUCCCCGCUAUGCGAGAGAAGUCUAAUCUAGCGAGGAAGCAAGGGGAUGAAGAGACCGCGUACAUCAUGUUGAAGAGAUGGUUGGACUCGGUCGAGUGGCUGAGGAGAACUCGCGUUAAGGAUGGCAAGUCCUAUGCUGCGAACAUGACCGUCGACCAGAUAAAUGAAGUGAAAAACAUACUUGCAGACAUGAAGCAAAAAUUAGAAGUACGCUAUGAGCUUAAAUCGAUGAAGCAAAAUAAUACGGAAAAAAUGGUGGAAAAAAUGGAGGUAGACACAAAUGAAUCAGAUGCGCCGAAUAGCGACAUUGGAUUAAAAUUGCCAGAAAUACCGACGGAAGAACCCUUAUAUAUAAGUCUUUGUAGCGAUAGUGAUCAAUUUAUAUCGUGCGAUCAGUUGUAUUAUCUAAUACAAAAGAUAGGUAUUAGAUAUUUGAUCGUUGAUACUAGGCCGAAGGCCCAUUAUGAAAGUUCCAUGAUACUGUCGGACAGAUGUAUUAACAUCCCACAGGAUGAAAUUAAGGAAGGGUUACUGGGUUGUCACUUUAUAAAAUGUUUUUCAAAAGGCACGUAUGCGUGUAAAUUAUUUCUUAAUCGAUCGGCAAUGGACGUAGACAUUUUAGUUUUGCUAGACUGGAAUGCUACGCAAGAGACUCUGGCACAGUGUGUUCAUGUAAAAAUAUUGAAGGAGAUUUUUGAGAAUUGGGAUCCUGGUAUAAAGCAUAAUAAGAUUAAGAUUCUGAGUGGAGGCUAUCAGGAAUGGCUGGAGCGGUAUCCAGCAUUCACAACGAAUGCCAAUAUUCAAAUACCAAAUAUCAAUAAUAUUGAGAAUGAGAUUUUGGAGACAUUUGAAUAUCCAGAUUUGUCCGCAGUGUACUCUAACGAGGAAGAAGAGCGAAUAAGAAAGAACAAAUUGAAUAACAAGAAUAUGGACAUGGAAAUGGAUCAUGGUGACAAUAAAUCAUCGAUAUCCAGGCAUAUCAAAUUGAACAGCAAUGACACAGUUUCUCCAAACAAAUCCAAGAAUUUCGUUACUCAUGUAACGAUAUCAAUUGACGACAAACGGCCGUCUCGGGGCGACAGUGUGAAUGGGCAACGAUUGGAUAGUCCCGAAAGUCCAGUGUUAGGAUCUGGGCCUAGGAUAAGGUCAAAUAAAGUGUUACAAAACGUGAGCGUGAAACCGGUGAUUGAUCGCAGUAGCAAACCAAUCACCUUGAAGACGGGUGAUCCACGAUGUAAGGAAGUAUUAAGAUUUAUGAAAGAGUUGAAUGAACUGGCGAAAUCGAAAGAGAAGCUUGCCAACGAAUUGUUGGGCCAAGAAUACCAGCUUUAUUCGGCUUACACCAUCAGCUUUAUAUGGCUUACACCAUCUUUUAU
Messenger RNA from Temnothorax curvispinosus, 2141 nucleotides. Its product is annotated as ubiquitin carboxyl-terminal hydrolase 8-like. The record is from RefSeq and is a predicted model, not a curated record. NCBI's taxonomy places the organism in Eukaryota, Metazoa, Arthropoda, Insecta, Hymenoptera, Formicidae. The transcript is spliced from 3 exons. The annotation marks the transcript as partial.